Salvia miltiorrhiza (redroot sage) is the source of this 2117-nucleotide messenger RNA. RefSeq names its product F-box/kelch-repeat protein At3g06240-like. The record is from RefSeq and is a predicted model, not a curated record. The coding region runs from base 104 to 2068 and encodes 654 amino acids. Gene Ontology annotation, molecular function: protein binding. The transcript has 5 exons. NCBI's taxonomy places the organism in Eukaryota, Viridiplantae, Streptophyta, Magnoliopsida, Lamiales, Lamiaceae.
AACCCUUUCUUUAAGAGAGAGACUUAACCGCACUGCCGCUUCUCCAUAGUGACGCCGUCGAAUGCCACCACACCCAUACCAUCAUCUUCCUUGAUUUUCUAAGAUGAAGAAUGAGAAGAAAGUUCAACAAUUUCUUUCAAGAAGUGCUAGAAUAGGCAGAAGAAGAAGAAGAAUAAGAAGAAGACGAAAUCAGCAAAAUCUCCAUCUUCCAGAAGAAAUCAUCGAAGAAAUACUAUCAAGAUUGCCGGUGAAAUCACUGUUGAGAUUAAGGUGCGUUUCAAAAUCAUGGGGCUCUUUAAAUGGCAGCGACAGAUUCAUAAAAAAACACCACCAAAAUUCGUUGAACAACCCUUCUUUCCCCCAACAAAGGGUCAUUGUAGAGUCGGAUUUGGUUGAACAACCUCAGUACUGUUCUCUGCUGUCGGUUUUGAGUGGACCAACAAGUACUAUCCCUUUAUCUCCUUUAGCUGAUCCAAUGAAUACUACAUUGACUGAAUAUCGAAUUGUGGGGAGCUGUAAUGGGCUGCUCUGCAUUCUCCAUGACCAAAAUACAAUAUUUCAGUUGUGGAACCCAUCCACUAGAAUCUCCAAGAAACUGCCAGAAAUUUCUAAUCCCAACUCUGGUGUUCGGAAUUUUGGGUUUGGUUGGGUUGAAUCGACUAAUGAGUAUAAGGUGUUUGUGCUUGUGGUUCAUUAUUAUGAUAACUCCAAGGUUGGUAAAGUUUAUAGUUCAAAGACAAAAUCAUGGAAAACAAUUGAGCUCUGCGAUGAUUUAGAUUACUGUUGGCCAGGAGGGGUGUUUGCAGGUGGGAAGCUUUACUGGAAGAACGGACAUGAUAAAGUUAUUAUUUUCUGGGACUUGAAGAGUGAGGUGUUUGGAAGGAUUGAGCUUCCCUUUGAUCAAGAGGUGUAUGGCAUUGUGGGUGUGCUUGGUGGUUUCCUUUGUGUGCUAUGUUUUAAUUAUAAAAUUAGAGGCUUUCGAGUUUGGGUUAUGAAGGAGUCUUGGGAGAAAGUGGUUACUCUUUCUCAUCUUCUUGAGCUUCUUCAACCACCACCAUUGGUGAAAGGUCUAAACGGAGAGAUUUUGGUAAAUUGUGGAUUCAUUUUGUUGGUUUAUGAUUGUCGAGAUAAUGUGUUCCGCAACCUCAAGUAUUGUUCCUGUUGUGAGGAUACUGGGUUCAGCAGCUACGAGGAUUGUGUCAAUCCUUUGUCAUAUCAAGUCUAUGUUGAAAGUUUAGUCUCGCCAGAAGAUUUAUAUUUUGAUAUGGAGAUCGGAAAAUACUGUCUUCAUCAAGAAGUCAUCGAGGAAGAAAUACUGUCAAGAUUGCCGGUGAAAUCACUCUUGAGAUUCAGGCUCAUUACACUGAAGAAUUCGCGUGAUAGGCCUGAGGAAUGUUCUCUGCAGUCAUUGCUGAGUGAACGACCUAUCAGUCGAGAUUCACCUGAUGAUCUAGUGAUUACUACAUUGCUGCCAUUUCAAAUUUGGGGAUGCUAUAAUGGGCUGUUCUGCGUUCUUGAGAAAUCAAGCAAACUACCCUUUGCUGUUGCGGAGAAACCAAGAAAAAUUUACUUGUGGAACCCAUCAACUCGAAGCUCCAAGAAACUGCCAGAAAUUUCUGGUCCAGGCUUUGCUAAGAAUUACGGAUUCGGUUGGGUUGAAUCGAGUGAUGAGUACAAGGUGUUUGUGCUUUUGGUUGGAUUACUGUUGGCGAGGAGGGUGUUUGCAGGUGGGAAGCUUUACUGGAAGAGAAAUGGAUAUGAAGAAUAUAUAAUUUUCUUGGACUUGAAGAGUGAGGAGUUUGGAAGGAUUGAGAUUCCCUUUCAACAAGGGUGGAGAAGUAGAAGUUGGUUGGUGGGUGUGGUAGGUGGUUGCCUUUGCGUGACAUAUUAUAACCAUGGAAGGCCCGUUCAACUUUGGGUUAUGAAGGAGUCUUGGAAGAAAGUGGCGACUCUUGCUCAUCUUGUUCAGCUUCUUCUACCAUUGCCGCUACCAUUGGUGGUGGCUCAAAACAGAGAGAUUUUGGUCAAUUGUGGAUCCACUUUUGUUGGUUUACGAUCGCGGAGAUAAUGCGUUCCGCAGUACUGAGUUUUGUUUCCGUUACCGUACACGUGUCUAC